UGCGCGGCGGCGGGGUCCAUUUGGAUCUACCCCACUAACUACCCGGUGCGCGGUUAUCAGGUGCGCAUGGCCCACGCCGCCUUGCUGGGUAACACACUGGUCUGUUUGCCCACCGGGCUGGGUAAGACCUUUGUGGCCGCCGUCGUCAUGUACAACUUCUACCGCUGGUUCCCCUCCGGCAAGGUGCUCUUCCUCGCGCCUACCAAGCCCUUGGUGGCUCAGCAGAUGGAGGCCUGCGCCCGCGUUAUGGGGAUCCCGGCCCGGCACAUGGUUUCGGCCCGGCACAUGGCCGAGAUGACAGGGGGAACCCAAGCUCUCAGUCGGAGGGAACUGUGGAAUACCAAGAGAGUCUUUUUCCUUACACCCCAGAUAAUGGUCAAUGAUCUUUCUCGUGGGACAUGUCCUGCUAUAGAGAUUAAAUGUUUGGUUAUUGAUGAAGCCCACAAAGCCCUUGGAAAUCACGCCUACUGUCAGGUUGUAAGGGAACUAAGCAAGUAUACAAAUCAAUUUCGGAUCUUGGCCCUAAGUGCCACACCAGGCAGUGAUACAAAGGCUGUGCAGCAAGUUAUUUCCAACUUACUCAUUGCUCAGAUAGAGCUAUGUGCUGAAGAUUCUCCAGAAAUUCAGCCUUAUUCUCAUGAGCGACAAGUGGAAAAAAUUGUUGUUCCACUUGGUGAAGAAUUGGUAGAAAUUCAGAAUGCGUACAUCCGGUUUGAUUCUGAAACCAGUCCUACCCCAGUCUGUGCUGCAGUAAGAAUUGUGGGAGACUGUGCUGGGCGCUUGACAAAGAUGGGGUUGCAGAUGGCUUCUGCAGUGAGGAGGAGUGAGUUGCUAGCAGACCUGCUGACUGUAGCACGGAGACACAUAGCUCCGAAUAGCGACCAUUUCAAAUUUGGGACUUAA
Messenger RNA from Fulmarus glacialis (Northern fulmar), 903 nucleotides. RefSeq names its product Fanconi anemia group M protein-like. The transcript has 6 exons. Gene Ontology annotation, biological process: replication fork reversal; double-strand break repair via synthesis-dependent strand annealing; interstrand cross-link repair. The record is from RefSeq and is a predicted model, not a curated record. NCBI's taxonomy places the organism in Eukaryota, Metazoa, Chordata, Aves, Procellariiformes, Procellariidae. The annotation marks the transcript as partial. Gene Ontology annotation, molecular function: four-way junction DNA binding; four-way junction helicase activity; ATP binding.